UUAUAGACACUCGAAAUCAAAGGGAUCUAUUCUAGGAUGCUACUAUUGAUUCUUAUAUGCAACCAUUUAUAAUGGAAAACCCUAAAAUUAAUUUAGAGAAAGGGGAGAAACACAACUCCCUCUUCAAUGUCCCCAUGAGGAGAAUCAAAUAAUCUGGAUACAAGACUUAUUUAUGAGAGAUUUCUUGUUCCAACUGUGAAUACAUGCGUGUGUGUAAGAAAAAAGAAAGAAAGAAGAAGAGGACAUUUUUGUGGUUGAGAAAAUUGGAGAAACCCCAAAAAGGAAAAAAGAAAAACAAAGUAAAAGAAGCCUACGGGUAAAACAGUUGACAAGGUGUACACGUGUCAGACAGAAGGGUCCUCUUGCUCAUCCGAAAGAAGUGACACAUGACGGCCAGCUUGGCCACUAUAUGCACAUCAAAUUUUAGACUUUCUCAGAAAAGUGAACGCUUCCGGGAGCAAGUAGAUAGAUUCAAUCACGCAAUCUCACUCUCACUCUCCGCCUCUGCAAUUUUGGUACUCUCAGAAGCUGCUGCUGAUGUAAUUAGGACAUGGAGAGUAUGCCGACGGAUCUUUGCCUGAAAAUUUUCUGUUGGUUGGAUCAUCAAAAUCUUGCAGCUGCUCAAUUGGUGUGCAGGAAAUGGAGAGACUUAGCCUCGGACGACAUGCUGUGGUCUAAUCUCUUUAAAGAAAGAUGGGGGAUUGAUCGCUCCACAUUUUAUGCCCCUGAAAACUCUAAGUCAUGGAAAGAUGUAUAUAUUGUUCAAGAUCGCUGUGAUCGAGUGGGAUUGGGGUUGAAGAUAAUAAGGGAAGGAGAUGACUAUUUCUUAGUUCACCAAGGUCAAAUUCAACGGCAUUUGGGUUCGAGACAACCAGAAUCACAAAUAUUCGGCUCAUUUAACUGGCAAAAUGGCAAUAGAGGAAGGGCAGAUUCUGUAGAUGAAGAGCAACCAUGUUCGAGUUCAAGUAUUUUAGACAAAAUCCUUUUCUUUAUUGGGGACAUGGAAGUUGCUUCAAUUCAUGCAAAACGAAGCCGGUUGCUGUAGAUAUCUCUCAACUUGUGCUGGAUUUAAAAUUUGUACUUCUGUUAAUUUGUAUUCGAUUCAACUGAAGCAAUUUAUAUGUACGUAAUUCAGACAAUACAACCAUCCAUUCACACUGAAGCUUGCGCCUUAUUCUA
Messenger RNA from Sesamum indicum (sesame), 1179 nucleotides. RefSeq names its product F-box protein SKIP31. Gene Ontology annotation, cellular component: SCF ubiquitin ligase complex; cytoplasm. Gene Ontology annotation, biological process: SCF-dependent proteasomal ubiquitin-dependent protein catabolic process. The record is from RefSeq and is a predicted model, not a curated record. Lineage: Eukaryota; Viridiplantae; Streptophyta; Magnoliopsida; Lamiales; Pedaliaceae. Gene Ontology annotation, molecular function: protein binding.